Moesziomyces antarcticus is the source of this 1692-nucleotide messenger RNA. Its product is annotated as galactokinase gal. The transcript is spliced from 3 exons. Bases 1 to 1692 code for a protein of 563 amino acids. Gene Ontology annotation, biological process: carbohydrate phosphorylation; galactose metabolic process. Gene Ontology annotation, cellular component: cytosol. Gene Ontology annotation, molecular function: galactokinase activity; ATP binding. The record is from RefSeq and is a predicted model, not a curated record. NCBI's taxonomy places the organism in Eukaryota, Fungi, Basidiomycota, Ustilaginomycetes, Ustilaginales, Ustilaginaceae.
AUGGCGACCAAAGUCAACGACCCCGUGCCGCUCGUCGGCUCGCUCGACAGCAUCUACUCGCCCGCGGGCGUGCUCAAGAACGGCAAGCGCUGGAACGAGCUCGCCACCAAGUUCGCGCAGGCUUUCAAUGGCGAGCAGCCCGACUUUAUCGCUCGUGCCCCCGGUCGCGUCAAUCUGAUCGGCGAGCACAUCGACUACGUCGGCUUCUCCGUCUUCCCCGCCGCCAUCGAGAAGGACAUCCUCAUGGCCACCAAGGUGUCGUACUCGGCCACCCCCGUGGACAAGGUGCAGAUGGUGCUCAAGAACACCACGCCGCGUUUUGUGGUCAACACGUUCGAGUCGGCGUACAACUCGACCGACACCGUGGAGCUGCUCAACGAGGGCGACGAGCGAUGGGCCAACUACUUCAAGGUGGCGUUCAAGGGCCUGCACUCGCACCUGCCGGCGCAGGUGCUCGAUGCCGGCAACGCCAAGCGGCCCGCCAAGAUCGAGGUGCUGGUCGACGGCACCAUCCCGCCCGAGAGCAGCUUGAGCUCGAGUGCCGCCAUGACUACGUGCAGCAGUAUUGUGGUGCUCGAGGCGUUCGGCGCGCGCGAGCUCAUCGACCGCAAGGAGAUGGCCGAGGUGGCGAUCGAGUCGGAGCGCCUCGUCGGCGUCAACUCGGGCGGCAUGGACCAGUCGGCGUCGAUCUUUGGCAUCCCGCAUCACGCGCUCUACAUCUCGUUCUUCCCCACGCUCAGCGUGCAGCCGACGCGCCUGCCACCGAGCUCGCCCGACCACACGUUUGUCAUUGUCAACUCGCUUGUCGUCUCGGACAAGAAGGUGACGGGCCCGGUCAACUACAACCUGCGCGUCGUCGAGACGCGCAUGGCCGCACGAGCACUUGCCAACUACCUCGGUUUGGCGGCCGCCAAGGAGAACGCUUGCCGCGAUCUUCGCGGCGUGCUCGAGACGUACUUUGCCGAGAACGGCGGCGCGGGCCGACUGCAGGCCGAGAUGGAGAACAGCAGCGCGGUCAAGCAGACGCUCGAGCGCUCGGGCGAAGAGGCGGCGCGCAUCAAGGUGCUCGAGGAGAAGGUGGAUGCGCUGUACUCGUCGGCAGCACUGCAGGAGGGCGUUGCGCGCGCCGAGGUGGAGAAGCUUACGGGCUACAGUGGCGACAAGUUUGAGGCCGAGUUCCUCAGCUCGUUCCCGAUCCGUGCCGACGCAUUCCAGCUGUACCGCCGCUCGAAGCACGUCUUUACGGAAGCACUGCGUGUGCUCCAGUUCCAGGCGCUGUGCAAGCAAAACUCGACCGAGUCGGCCAAGGAGGUGUACGCGCAGCUGGGCAGCCUCAUGGAUGGCUCGCAAAAGUCGCUGCGCGAGCUGUACAACUGCAGCUGCGACGAGCUCAACCAGAUCAUCGAGAUUGCCAAGCGCAAUGGCAGUCUGGGCAGCCGACUGACGGGCGCCGGCUGGGGCGGAUGCACUGUCCAUCUCGUGCCCAAGCCCAAGGUCGAGGUUUUCAUCUCGGCCAUGCGCACGCAGUACUACGCCAAAAAGUUCCCCGAGCUCUCCAAAGCACAGCUCGAAGACGCUUGCUUCGACACACAGCCCGCCGGCGGUGCGUGCGUGUACAAGCCAGCAUCGCCCACCGGUGUCCUGUAUUCGUCUGCUACGCUAGGCGGGAUGGAAACGCCGACCACGCCAUAG